Xenopus laevis (African clawed frog) is the source of this 2114-nucleotide messenger RNA. RefSeq names its product protein phosphatase 1 regulatory inhibitor subunit 2 L homeolog (gene ppp1r2.L). Gene Ontology annotation, biological process: regulation of signal transduction. Gene Ontology annotation, molecular function: protein phosphatase inhibitor activity. The record is from RefSeq and is marked provisional. NCBI's taxonomy places the organism in Eukaryota, Metazoa, Chordata, Amphibia, Anura, Pipidae.
CGAUAAUGACGCACCGGGCGGUGACAGAAAGUAGGUGGGGGCGAUCUAGUACUGGGAGAGUACUCAGUACCGGUGUGUAACUCUGGGAUCAUGGCGGCUCAGACCCAGAGGCCCAUUAAAGGCAUUCUAAAGAAUAAAGGCCCUGAGAGGCAUGGGGUGCGUGUCAUUAGCAAGCCAGAGACGGCUGCAGACCGGGACGAAGACCAGAGUAAAAAGUCCCAAAAAUGGGAUGAAAUGAAUAUCCUUGCUACUUAUCACCCUUCUGACAAAGACUAUGGGUUAAUGAAAAUAGAUGAACCAAGCACCCCAUAUCACAGGAUGAUCGGAGAUGAUGAUGAAGGAGCAAUGAGUGAUUCAGAAUCAAAUGAAGACCUAACUGCAGAUGUUCUAGCGAAAAAGUUAGCAGCAGCAGAAGGAACAGAUCCUAAAUUCUUGGCUCAGAGUGACAGCAGUGAUGAGGAGGAGGAUGAGGAGCUGACACCAGAGGAGAGAGAAAAAAGAAAGGAAUUUGAAACAAAAAGGAAAUAUCAUUAUAAUGAGGGCAUGAAUAUUAGACUCGCCAGACAGUUGAUUGCAAAGGAACUGGCUGGGGAAAUUGAUGAGGAAGAAGAUGAAGAUGAAGAGAUGCAAGAUAUGACAGACCGAAGCUCAUCCUGACCAGCUAUGGAUCAAUCAUCAUCAUCAUCUAAGUGGAGGCUGCACUGCAUUGCUUGCUGAAGCCUUUAUAUUGCAACACCAGUGCACUGAUCUGCAAUUGUAUGGACUUAAAUGAAGCAUAGAGGGGAAAAGAUACUUCACAAUUGCCAAUGUUGUUUUGUCAGACUCUUUAAUUUAGAAACAAAUUCUGUUCCAUUACUGAUUUAAUGGUUUGUCUGACAGAUACUGCCCAAGAAAUCAGAAAGUAUUGGUUAAGAGAACGAGUUUCCACACGCAGAGUUACUACACACACUAUUGUUUGCCAUUUAAAUAAUAAUAUCAGGGUGCUUAGUAUUUGGUGCAUGUUGGCCACUAGGUUUAUAGGUGUGGGGGUUUUUUUCGUUUUUUUUUUUUUCACAUAAAACAAAUAAAAACACAACACACGUAUAAGAUUCUAAGAUCAAUGUUAUUUAAAUAAAAACAUAUAUGUAUUUUUGUGAAGUUUUUGGAUUGUAUCUAAUAAAUGCUGUUUAUCGGCAAACCAUCAUUUUUGAAGACAGGAAGUACACCUUGAAUCACAUAUUGCACAGUUUCUUUUAAUUUUUUCCUGCUUUUUUCCUUAAAGAGAAUUUGUUUUGUUUUUUAAGUUGAAAUAUUGGCCAAAUUUUUAUAUUAAGUAUAGGAUACUCUCAUUUAAGUAUUACCCAUACUGAUAUCCAAAGAUUGUCAUGUUUGCUCUUGUACGUGAAGAAUUUCUAAAAUACAGGUAUUAAAUGAAAUCUGUUUCUAUGAACGGAAAUGGCCAGCAACAUCCCCUCUAAUUACUGUGCAAAAGUGUAUUCGUACAUUUUCUGUGCACGCCACAAUUUGCUGUGUGAUCUGGUGUCAUAGAGAGGGAACUUUGGCCAACAUGAUUUUAACUACCAUCACACUGAUUCAAAGCCUUUAACUUUCUAUACAAUGAACCGAGUACUUAAGAGUAUAAUGCCAUGCACAAAAUCCUUCAGUAUGUAUAAAAGUACUUUUUGUUAAUAUGGUUUGGACCAUUAAUAACCAAUCCCAAAGCACUUAUGGCAGAUGUUGCCUCUAUCUGGCAAAAAUCCAAAACACCUGACUCAAUCAACACAAGCCAAUUAGGAUAUUGCGUGUUUGUUACAAAAUGCAGAAGAUAAUGAAGAGGGCUAAACAAAUUCUAUUACAUAUGGAUGUGUAGCAUACAAUUGGAAAGACUUAUUAGGCUGCAUCAUUGACUAUAUAUGUUAAAUUUGACAUUGUCUGUAUUCUAUGUAGUCAAGGUAUACAAAGUAUAAGAAGAACUAUCUAAUUAUAGUUGCAUAGUUUUCCUUAUUAUAUUUUUUGGUUUGAAAUACAGUUCUGCAGGUAUCUGAUACCUAAAAGGUUGCGUGAAUAUGUGCUGCUAAACUACUGAAACAUCCUGUUUCUGUUAUCUGUAUGAUGUCAAUAAAUGAUAAGAAGGA